AUGUCUUCACAUGGUGUUUCAACUGAUGGCCUACCUUUGGAUAUUCUGGCCACGUCGCAAGAACAUUUUUUCGAAAAACCACACAUGGACACCGGACUUCCAGCCUCCAAGUUCAUGACUCCCUUUUGUCCUGCAGAAGUUGCACUUUCAGUUCAGCUCGAAAAGAUGCGAGUCAUAGAAGCUAUGGGUGCUCGUGAUACCGCUGUUCAUCGCUUAGAAAACGCAUAUAUCUCAGUCCGUCAGAAGACUGAAAUAAUCGAUAAGCUAAAGCGUGAAGUGGAAGAGAUGAAACGGGCUGCCGAACAGUCUGCUGCUAUCGCAAGCAAACCUGAAGGACUGGAAAUUCAAGCUCCCACUCCACCGUAUAGUCCUUCAUUUCAAUCCAACGGCUUUUUGCCAACGCAGGAACCUACUCUUCACAUUUAUGAAAAAAGCGUCUCUGAAAAGGCUCGAUUGGCUGCUCUCCCUCUGCCUUCUGGUAUCCCGGAUGAUGCGCUGAAACCGAUCCUCAUACCCCACCCCUACACGUUUCAUGAAUUUCUCGGUAAUGCGACUGGUUCCCUUAAAGCUUCGAUUCUACAACAGCUCACGACGCACUGGUGUCCUGAAAGAGAAGAACAUGGAUACCUUCUUACUCCAGUUUUCAAAUGUAGCACCAAUCCACGUGUUAUCACCGCUCAUCGUUGGGCUGCCGUAGAUGUUAUCGGAAAAAUGGUCAAACCUACUGAAUGUUUUUAUAAUAAGGACGGGAAAUGGUACUACGCUGGUGUAUACAAAGCCUUUAGGAUGGAAGACCUCAGCACGAAAGAAUGGGAUGUCUUGUCCCCCGAAACGACUCAAGCGAUAAUCAAGGAAACCACGGCAAGCCGGAAGAACGUUUCACCUCAAAACUUAUACGAAAUUGCUCAACUUUACGCAGCCGGGGCUUUGAAAGUCGCAUGCAUCGGCUUACAAUGUGUGGGAUUCAGCAACCCUAUGUACAGGACAAUCUUGGAACAGGCGAAUAACUGCGCUAGGACCGGUAAAUGGAGAAACAUGAACACAAUCCCGAAUGGAACGCCAUGGAUCUCGGCGAUCAAUACAGAUACUGGCUAUGCGCUCAACAUGGUUCCUGACGGACUGCGGCUCAACCUAACGCCGAAUUCUGCAAAUGUAUCUGUAAUUGACGAAGGCGAAAAUGAACUUUUUGACAAUGGGUUGUGA
Messenger RNA from Serpula lacrymans var. lacrymans S7.9, 1203 nucleotides. RefSeq lists its product as uncharacterized. The transcript is spliced from 8 exons. The coding region runs from base 1 to 1203 and encodes 400 amino acids. The record is from RefSeq and is a predicted model, not a curated record. NCBI's taxonomy places the organism in Eukaryota, Fungi, Basidiomycota, Agaricomycetes, Boletales, Serpulaceae.